CUCAAAACAACCAUUCUUAUUGCAUUUCAUCUACCUAUUUGCAGAAUCUGAUCGAAAACUAACAAUGGCCGGAAGAUUGAGCCACGUGGCCUCUCAGAUUAUGGCUGGAAACGGCGUCGUUAGCCGAUCCGGCGCAUCUUCUCUUCGUCUCCGUUCCGGUAUGGGCUUACCGGUCGGCAAACACAUCGUUCCCGACAAACCUCUUCCUAUAAAUGAUGAGCUGGUAUGGGACAAUGGAACUCCAUUUCCUGAACCGUGUAUUGAUCGCAUAGCCGAUACUGUUGGAAAGUAUGAAGCGCUUGGUUGGUUAUGUGGUGGACUGGGAUUUUUUGCUACCCUUGGAUUGAUGGCUACUCUGAAUGACAAAGCUUCUAAGAUACCAUAUACGCCCAAGGUAUUUCCAUACGACAACCUUCGAGUGGAGCUUGGUGGAGAACCCUAGACCACAAACCCGAGUCAUUUGGUACUUCACAUGUUUGUUUAUGUGCAUUUUGUGUUUGAACUUGCAAGGAAUAAUGUAUCAUCUCAUCCUUUAAACAAACAACUGAGACUAUUUUGUGAUUUAACCAUUUUGUAACGAUAAAAGUUGUUUUCAUGAUCUUUUAA
This is a messenger RNA of Helianthus annuus (common sunflower), 606 nucleotides long. RefSeq names its product NADH dehydrogenase [ubiquinone] 1 beta subcomplex subunit 8, mitochondrial. The transcript has 4 exons. The coding region runs from base 65 to 442 and encodes 125 amino acids. NCBI's taxonomy places the organism in Eukaryota, Viridiplantae, Streptophyta, Magnoliopsida, Asterales, Asteraceae. The record is from RefSeq and is a predicted model, not a curated record.